AUGCUUUUCUCGCAACCAUUGUCACGCGUCGUCAUCCGGAACAUGCAUCGAUGCUUGACCAAACCUCGUACUACCAACUUCAUCGCAGGGGCAUGUCAAUUCUCCAAGGAUUACAACAACGAAUCAAACGCCAAGCAGGUCGUGAAAACAAACGAGAAGGUCAUGUCAACCAGUCACAAGAAUGAAAAGCAGGCUAAACCAGAGCCGCAGCAAAGGAAAGUAUUCACCUAUGUGAAGCACCGUGGAUCACGUAGCGAGUAG
This is a messenger RNA of Diaporthe amygdali, 261 nucleotides long. RefSeq lists its product as uncharacterized. The record is from RefSeq and is a predicted model, not a curated record. The coding region runs from base 1 to 261 and encodes 86 amino acids. Lineage: Eukaryota; Fungi; Ascomycota; Sordariomycetes; Diaporthales; Diaporthaceae. The transcript has 2 exons.